Diospyros lotus (date-plum) is the source of this 977-nucleotide messenger RNA. RefSeq lists its product as uncharacterized. Bases 72 to 725 code for a protein of 217 amino acids. NCBI's taxonomy places the organism in Eukaryota, Viridiplantae, Streptophyta, Magnoliopsida, Ericales, Ebenaceae. The transcript has 4 exons. The record is from RefSeq and is a predicted model, not a curated record.
AUCACCCCCCAAAAAUUAUCUAAAAGCAGACGAACCCCUACCCCUAGUGAGCUGGUACCCGGCAGGGAGAAAUGGAGUUCAAAUGCGCCGACGUUGGCCUGUGGAGGGAAGCCCUCUCUUCUUAUAGAACUCGCAUUGAAUCUCUCAACAAACCCAACCUCGUUUCGCUCGAUGAGUUCUACACCAAUGAGCUUCCUCUUCUCAUCCACCAACGAAACCCUAAUCCCUACAUCACUACCUCUGAGCUCUCCAAGCUCAUGCAAUGGAAGCUCACCCGUGGCAAAUGGAGGCCUAGGUUACUAGACUUUGUUUCGUCACUGGAUGAGGCCCUAGUGAAAUCUGCAUCAGAGAAGGCUUUCAAGUCCCUACCUGACAUCUCUAAAGCUGUGACAGAGCUCACAAUCCUGAAAGGUGUUGGUCCAGCCACUGCAUCUUCUAUUCUAGCUGCGUACGCCCCUGAUGUGGCACCUUUCAUGUCUGAUGAGGCAAUGGUGGCAGCUAUUGGUAACUCUAAAGAUUAUACAUUGAAGCAAUAUCUCGUGUUUGUGGAUAAGCUACAGAAUAAAGCAAAGGAAUUGAGCUUAGAAGGGGAUGUAUUCACACCAUCAGAUGUUGAAAGGGCUCUGUGGAGUUCUGCUGUAGGGGCCAAGUUGUCAGAUUCUUUUGCACAACCUGAUCUCAAGGUUAACUCAAACAAGAAGUCCAAAAGAAAGAGAAAACCGUGAUUGUUCCUGCUAGUUGAUAGCAAUUCCGCUAACAUUGUUCAUCGGUAAAUAGGAGACGCUUUGCUGCAUUCUGGAGGUGUAGUAUCUUUAAUCAAAGUAGGGUGUCUCCUCAGAGUUUUAGUUUACUUUGUAAGGCAGUUUGUUUGGCUUCUACCUCCAGAAUGCGUCGUACAAGCAUGUACCCUGUCUAUGGGGAUGUCAAGUCCUGUAUGCUUUUUAUGUGUAAUCCAUUUAAGCAGGCCUCUUUUCUUA